AUGAUCGCCGACCGCGUUUCGACCAAGAACGCCAUCGACUUCAUACAAAACGUGGAACUGGCCGCACUGGCGGCGGCAGCAGCAGCGGCGGCGGCAGAAGCACCGCCAGUCGGAGCCGCCGUAGGCGGCACCGGCGGUGAUAGUGGUAAUGGGGGGAAUGGCGUUGAAUCGCAACGGGGUUCUGGAGACUCGGUUCCGGCGGCAGAUCCGGUGGCGGUCGGCGCGUGAGAUCGCUUUUCCCUCUCGGGAGAGAAGCUGCUGCGAGAUGUGUUCCGAGGUGCUGACGGUCUGAGGCGGCGGGCGCUUCGCCUCGUCAAACGGCCAUGUGGGUGAAUAAUUUUAGGCGCGCGUGUGGACGGACGGACUGCUGUGUUUGGCGCUUUCUAGAUUCAUGUGUGUGGUCUUCUCUCUUGGUUUAGCUUAUAGUCGCGACGGAACAUCUUCCGGCAAAAGGUACAGGCAUUUUUUGAAAAAGAGGGGGACGUUUGUAGGCGCUUUUUACCCUGCGGGGAGUGCGUCCACCGAAGGGCAGGCGUUUCGGGGAGUGUUGACACUGUGGCGUUGUAGACCGUCCCGGCAGCCGGGGGCGAUACGUGCACGCCCACGGGGGAACACAUGCACGAUACCUGUUGGAUAGAACAAAGUGAUGGUGUGAAAAAGGGGGGGCCGAAGGUCCUUUUGUUAGUGAAAAAUGGAGAGGAGAGGGGGAGGAGAAAGAACAACCUCUGUGAGGAGGGGGGGUGUAAAGAGUAGCUAGGGCCGGGGGUUGAGGGCGAACUAUUUUUUACACGAACCGGUGACCGAGGGGGUCGGUCCAGGUUUGCAAGGGGUUGGGGGUGGUCGUGUACUUGAUGUUGUGUUUCUUGCCUAUGCGGGUGCAGCGAUACAGAUAAGAGUUGAUUCCAAGGCAACACCUACCAAAGAGAUGCGAAUAUGCGCGAGUGUCAGGUGUUUAUGAUUUGGUUUAUGGGGUCCACGUAGUUUAUUGGCUGCUCAAUAAGGCGGCGGUAGGUCCAUACGGCUCGAAAGAGGAUGUGGAAGAUAUGGAUACUGGUGCAUAUGAUGCGGUGAUCCCUCGGCCUGUCGCUCUUCGACAGCCAUUUCGUGGUCUAUCGUCUCUCUUAGCUGCUCCUGUGUUUGAGGAUUGUGGGGAAGCAUAAAAGACAGGGUCAAGUCGAUAAAGGGGGCGCGCGGCGUGGGAAAAUGAAUAACGACGAAAGGCGUGGCUUUUCCUUGAACGGCGAACUAGUUCACCUAUGAAGUACUGCCGCUAAAGGAUGGAUGGAAGUAUUGCUUGAGGGUUUUUCUUGAUGUCGGUGUCAUUGUCAUGCAACAGCACAAGUGUAGUCUGUCUUGGCGGACGCGGUGUAAUCGUGAGGGACGUGGUUGUUUACGAACGGCAUGCACGGGCGGUACAAUCGGAGAGCCCGCGGCGGCGCGCGGCACGGGAGGCCUGGACGAUAGCGCCACUCCGUCGCAAGUGUUUCGGGUAAAGCCCUUCGUGUUUCGUGUGUGUUUAUAUGGACGGACAUGCGUACGUUUCGGCAUAGGGGAGGGGGGCGCAAGCACCGUGGAAGAGGAGAUCGAGAUGGGCAAGUGGUGAUCCGGGCGAUAGGGAGAUGGCGCUGGAGGUUUCUGGGAGUUGCAGAGGUGUUUUGUCUGUAUUCUAGUGGCUGGUCUCAAGUUCCUUUUUGUGUCUUGAGCUGUCGGGGCGACUUGCUUUCAUUUGUAUUUGUUUUGCGUCUCUCGUGGUGAGCACGACCCCGUGGCGCGCUUAUUUCCUCGACGAGAAGUAACAUUGUGCUGGUAUGGCGAUGGGAUCGAAAGGAAGGAAGCGCCGUUCGCGCUCGUACCUGGUGGCCGUUUCGUUUUCCGUGUUGUUGAUGUUGCUCCAACCAAAUUUUGCACGAGAUAAGGUGUGCUCAGUAUUUAGCUGUGUUUACAGGUACCUCCAUCUGCUUGAUUGACUCGUCACGCCAGUUGUGUGUACGAACACUACUGGUGUAAAGGAUUGCGGUAUGAUGAGACGCCCGAGCACUGCUGUACUCAUCUCGUGUCUCGGCGCUCUGUGAGUCGUUUGAUGAUGAUGAGCAACCCGUUCGCUUGCAACGCCUGAGAUAAGUUUAUAGUACAU
Messenger RNA from Ectocarpus sp. CCAP 1310/34, 2134 nucleotides. Lineage: Eukaryota; Phaeophyceae; Ectocarpales; Ectocarpaceae. The record is from the annotation of a GenBank genome assembly.